AUGCUGCUGUGGGCAUUGCUGGUCAUCUUUGCUCCAGCCAGUGAACAGGCAGACUGGCUGACCCUCAUGGUGCCCUCUUCUGUCUUUGAAGGAGAUAACAUUUUUCUGAAAUGCAAGGGAAAAGAUGAAUCAAAAAUAAAGACUAUGACUUACUACAAGAAUGGAAUAAAAGUAUUUUCUUCAAAACACGUUUCAAACUUCCCUAUCUACAGUGCAGCUUUGAGCAACAGUGGCAAUUAUUACUGUAGUGCUACUUUAACAACAUGGUGGAGCAAUAAACACACUUCAAAAACAGUGGAAAUCAAAGUUCAAGAGCUUUUUCCACGACCUGUGCUGACAGCCAGCUCUUCCCUGCCCUUGGAGGGUACACCAGUGACCUUGACCUGUAAGACCCAGCUCCUUCCACAAAAGUUACAUGUCCAGCUCCGUUUCUGCAUCUUCAGAGAUCACCAGACCCUGGGGUCAGGCUGGAGUAGCUCCGCAGAGCUCCAGAUUCCUGCUGUGUGGAGUGAAGACUCAGGGUCCUACAUGUGUGAGGCAGAGACAGUGACUCCCAAAAUCAGAAAACAGAGCCUCCGAUCCCAGAUUCAUGUGCAGAGAAUCCCUGUCUCCAAUGUGAGCUUAGAGAUCCAGGCCACUGGGGGACGGGUGAUUGAAGGAGGAAAGCUGGUCCUUCUCUGUGCGGUGGCUAAGGGCACAGGGAACAUCACCUUUUCCUGGCACAGAGAGGACCCAGAAACCAGUCUGGGAAGGAAGACCCAGCGUUCUAUGUCGGCAGAGCUGGAGAUCCCAUCCGUGAAGGGGUGUGAUUCUGGUGAAUACUAUUGUAGAGCCAGCAAUGGUCAUGGCGCCAUCCAGAGCAAGGUGGUGAAUAUCCUUGUACACAUUCCAGUGUCCCGACCUCUCUUCACUCUCAGAGCCCCUGGAGCCCAGGCUAUGGUGGGGGACGUGGUAGAGCUGCACUGUGAGGCCCUGAGAGGGUCUCCCCCAAUCCUGUACCGGUUUUAUCAUGAAAACAUCACCUUGGGAAACAGCUCAGCCCCCAGUGGAGGAGGAGCCGCCUUCAACCUCUCCCUGACGCCACAACAUUCUGGAAACUACUCCUGCGAGGCUGACAAUGGCCUGGGGGCCCAGCGCAGUGAAGUGGUGUCACUCUCCAUCUCAGGGCCUGGUGGCUAUGGAGGAAAACUCCUCGCAGUCAGAGUGGCUGGGGGACUGUUCGGGGCCCUUGGUUUCGCCGUUGUUGCUCUGCUGUUUUAUUCCUGUUCACACAAGAUAUCAGGAGAAAGUUCUGCCAUUGAAGCAUUCAGAGGUGCUUCCAGCUCAAACCCUGAAGAGGGCACCCCACCCAGCCCACUCCUAGCCUUAGAGGAGCAGCAGCCAGUGUAUGUCAAUGUGCACUCUGUAGAUGCGGAUGUGAUUUAUUCCCAGGUCUGCAGCAUCCAGCAGCCACACAGUCCAGCAAACAUCAGAAGAGCUCUUCUGGAGAACAAGGACUCUCAAGUCAUCUACUCUUCUGUGAAAAAGUCCUAA
This is a messenger RNA of Lepus europaeus (European hare), 1533 nucleotides long. Its product is annotated as Fc receptor-like protein 2. The record is from RefSeq and is a predicted model, not a curated record. Gene Ontology annotation, molecular function: transmembrane signaling receptor activity. Lineage: Eukaryota; Metazoa; Chordata; Mammalia; Lagomorpha; Leporidae. The transcript is spliced from 12 exons. The coding region runs from base 1 to 1533 and encodes 510 amino acids. Gene Ontology annotation, biological process: cell surface receptor signaling pathway.